Postia placenta MAD-698-R-SB12 is the source of this 684-nucleotide messenger RNA. RefSeq lists its product as hypothetical. The record is from RefSeq and is a predicted model, not a curated record. Gene Ontology annotation, molecular function: single-stranded DNA binding; sequence-specific DNA binding; RNA binding. Gene Ontology annotation, biological process: RNA metabolic process. The transcript is spliced from 7 exons. Bases 1 to 684 code for a protein of 227 amino acids. Gene Ontology annotation, cellular component: nucleus; cytoplasm. NCBI's taxonomy places the organism in Eukaryota, Fungi, Basidiomycota, Agaricomycetes, Polyporales, Adustoporiaceae.
AUGGACCCACACAAUCUGGAGUACAUCAAUGACCUCCUUGACAAAGACGCUGAACUCAGAGAAAAAAUCAAAGACCAAGUGACCGAAUUUGACAAGAAAACGCGUACUAUUAACGGAAUGCUCAACAAAAUUCAUUCGACUCCAACUGAUAAAAUUCCCGCAUUACUGGAUAAUGCUGUACCCGUGCUAGAGAGCUGUCGUGAUAUUACGGCUGCACUAUCUGAGUUGAUCCCCCCGAACCAAUUCUGGCGUUGGAAGGACAUGUGGUCUAUUUCAUUGCGCAACGCUGUGUUUGCCUCGACAUUGAUCGAAUUCCUCAAGAGCGGCGCGCUGCUUACACUACCUCGCUCCGCUGAGGUUCUAGGGAUCAAGGAAGAAUGGCAAGAUAGAUUUUCCUUAAGCGUCGAAGAUUAUCUCCAUGCUCUCAUAUCCUUGGUCAACGAACUGUCUCGUUUGGCCGUUAACGCUGUGACGCUUGGAGACUACGAGCAACCCAUAAGGAUCUCAGUCUUUGUAAAAGACAUCUUCGCUGGUUUCUCUAUGCUGAAUUUGAAGAAUGACACACUCAGACGCAGAUAUGACAGCUUAAAAUAUGAUAUCAAGAAAAUUGAAGAAGUGGUAUACGACGUGUCGCUCCGAAAACUUGCGCCGUCCGCUGCGAAAGGCGAUCCCUUGGCGAAAUGA